This is a messenger RNA of Rhagoletis pomonella (apple maggot), 1734 nucleotides long. RefSeq lists its product as uncharacterized. The record is from RefSeq and is a predicted model, not a curated record. The coding region runs from base 602 to 1018 and encodes 138 amino acids. Gene Ontology annotation, biological process: non-motile cilium assembly. Lineage: Eukaryota; Metazoa; Arthropoda; Insecta; Diptera; Tephritidae. The transcript is spliced from 2 exons. Gene Ontology annotation, cellular component: ciliary transition zone.
UGUAUAUGUAUACAUACGUAUGAACAUAUAUGCAUACAUACAUAAAUACAUAAGUACAUACGUUCAAGUUAUUGAAGCAAAGGUCUGCCCAAUAACCCACGACUCGUUCUAAAUUAAAAACUACAUAGAGAAAAAAUGUGUGUUUAAAAUAUAAUUUAUAAACAACAACAACAAGAAAAACUAGUUAAAAAGUAAUUCGCCAGAAAACAAAGUCCAGCACAACAACAACAAAUACAUAAGCAACAAAGUAAAAACUUCAAAACGGCAGGCAAAUAACCAACACACAUCCCUUCUAAUAAUCCGCAUACACACCACCCACCACUAGCUAACACAGCAAGCAGCCGCCAGCCGCCGCCAGCCGCCAAUCGCCAACCGCCAACUAAAUUGUCGCCGUCACUGUCACCUCGCCGGCGAGUAGUACAACCACUGGAAAUACACAACAAGAAGGGCGGCCAUUUACGGUAACUAGGCAAGAAAGUCGACAAAGCUCGACAGCCUAUCAACUUUACCAAGCAACCAAACAACCAAACAACCGACCGGCCGACCGAGCCGCCGAGGGCACAACACAAUCAUUCAGCUCCAAACUCGGUGACGUACUCUUAUGAAAAUGAAUGCCAGUCUCAUUUACGAAAUCCUCAUGUAUUUAAAUUCAUUCUACUUUGGUAUGUACGCCACAUUUGAGAUUGGUGUCGGUGUCCUCAAGGCAAUCGGAUUGAAUUAUACUUCGAAUGAGCUAACGCACGAGGGGUGCAUAUUACUCGCAUUGUGCAUCGUCGAGACAAUACGAAUUGUAUUAGGUCGGAAGAGCAGUCUAAGCGAUCGUGGUUGGCAAGCAACAGCAUCCGUAAUAUUAACACUGCCCAGCCUUGCUCUCGUCAUCUACUUAUGUUGUUUUCAAACCUACGUUCUCAAACUCGAAAUUAUUCUGAGUGCCUUAAUGAUAGCCCUCCAAGGUGCUGAACUAGUGUAUGCCGGUGUCUUCAUUUGCACCAUGUUCGGUGAUGUUUCGUAUACCUAGCAGUCGAUAAUAAUUUAUGUACAACUGAUACACUUCAAUUCGAAUGAAUUUCACGUCUUUAUUUUCCCAAUGAAUCAGCAAAAAUGUUGAUGCCAAAGGUGCCAAUGAUCGUAAAAAUCACGCAAGCAAAUACCCUGGUACGGAAGUCAACAACCCGACGAAAACGCAAGCGAAGAAGACGACGUACUCAUAUACCAACAAAACCGAUGAUAAUGAUAGCGAUAAGGAAAGCGGAACUCGAAGCAACCGAAAAAUGUGGAGAAAACUCAGUUGGAUUCUAGCGAGAUGAGACACUGAUAAGUACGAGUAAUAUAGACAUACUACUACAUACAUACAUAAUACAUGCCUACUAUUUAAGAGAACAAAAAGCCAGCAUUUUAAUGUAAAGAAAGGAGGUACAAAUGCACCUAGUCGAAUGGGGAAAAGGUAAAGAAAAGAGCUAAAGUGUCAAGCGGAUCGCAAAAAAAGGGAAGAGAAAUAGGGAAACGGAAGGUGAGAAACCGACGAGAGCUCUGUACAUACAUACAUACAUAUGUACAUGUGUAUAGUAGCAUAUCGUGGUGUGUAUGUAUGUACAUAUGUAUGCAGCACAACAAAGGCAAACCAAAACCAUCUCAAUGUGCAAAGGUCAAAAAUUAGCAUACAUUGGCAGCUCCAAGUUGACGUAUGCAAAAUUCAAAAAUACAAUUAAUGUAAGUGCUGCUGACACAAAAGAU